Molecule: messenger RNA, 17539 nt
Organism: Lymnaea stagnalis (great pond snail)
Lineage: Eukaryota; Metazoa; Mollusca; Gastropoda; Lymnaeidae
Source: the annotation of a GenBank genome assembly
UAAUAAAAGAAUUACUUCCUGUUUCAUCAUCUCGCAAUCGUAAACAGCUAAAAGUGGUUAAGGCUAGGUUGGAGCAUAUUUUGUUUGUUUUUUUGAGUAAGUUAUGUUUACCAAAAGACAAUUAAGUGAUAAAUUGUGCUAUUUUGACAUUCAUAUUUGCCAUGACUGGGACUAAUAUUUUCUGUAAAAGUAUUAUCGUUAAGUGCCAAGUAGUGUUAACAAUUCAAAAAAUUGAAAUACAACGUCAAUUAAUGAAAUCAUAAUAAACUCAGAGGCAGAACUUCUGUCAGAAGCGCGAUGUAACAAGAAGGACUGCGUUCAGGUUGAAGUUGGUUAGAACAUUAAAAAAUAAGAAGAAAUAUAGGCUGUUUCAGAUUUAGCGGCCCACAUCGACUUUGUUAGGGUUAGGCAUAGGGAUCGAUUUAGGGUUGGGGUUAAGCAUAGGCCAUAGGGAUAGAUUUAGGGUUCGGGUUAGGCAUAGGCAUAGGGAUCAAUUUAGGAUUCGGGUUAGGCAUAGGGAUCGAUUUAAGACAUAAAAGUGCGUGUGUCGAGAUGGCGGCCAUGGAAAUAGACGCAGGCCGCUCUCUCUGAAUUUACUGAAAUAUACAUAUACACAGUUUACACAGUGUAGAAAAAAAACUUUAAGAAGGGCAAUACUAUAUAAUUGGACGUUUUUGGCCCUUGGUCUAGGCCUAGACUCUAGAAGUAGAAGCCUUCCACAACAACGAAAAUACAGAGACAGACAAACGUAGACUCAUUAAAUGAAUUAUGAGAUGAAAUGUCAUACAAAAUCAAAGAAUUUGUUAUGGUGAAAUAAAAAAUAAAAAAUAAAAGAUUAGAAUUAAAGAUAAGAAUAAAUAAGAUAAAAGGGAAAUCAAAGAAUAGCCUACUAUAAAUUUAAAACAGUGAGGACUGCUUAAUUUAAUUAGGCACCUUAUACUAACUUAUAGUAGGAAACAAAUGGUGGAUAUUUGGCUAAUAUCAUGGAAGUUACACAGAAGGCCAAAGGGCUCUUGCUUUACCUACAGAUAUUUGGAACUCUAACCAAACACCAAGUAUGAUAGAAUAAUCAGAAUUUUAAUUUUUUUUAAGUGUGGUUCAGAAAGAUGUCGGACAGUGAAGGAAGAUUGGAAAAAGACUUAAAAUCCUUCAUGAAUAGUUAACUGCAUUGAAACCUUAGCAUCAGGUGGUUCCACAAAUACAGUGUAUAUUUGGUCAUAAGGGAGAAGGGAAGGGAACUUCACUGUAAUGAUUCAUAUAAUGUAAGAGAGCGGAGAGAGAGAGAGAGAGAGAGAGUUUGCAAGUAAAAGAGAACAUUACAUUAUACUAUACAAUGUUGUGUUAGGAUCCCAUGGUUGUGUCUCAAUUUGUUUUCUAACCCACCCUUGCUUGCUUGUUGGUAGAAAAAACUAGCUGUAAUGGACACAUCUGCCAUUGUGGUCACUUCUGUUGACUUGAGAAGAAAUGGGACAUUGCUUAAAAAAUUAGCAAAAAAUACCUACACUAGGCCUUUAGGAUUGUAAUUUAGUUAAUAAAUUUAAUUUUAUUGAAAAAUGAAAAUGAUUAAAUUAUAGUUUUCAAAAUGCUGGCGUGUCUGAACUGGCAUUAACACAGAGAUGUGACCUGCGAGCUUAAUGAAAAUAACAGGCCUACUCAAAACCAUUGUUUCUUUCAGACAUUUUGUUGCGGGUGGCAUUUCAGAUAUUUGAGCGGACAGGUCCAGUGGCAUAGGAAAAGAGGGCAGAGGAGGCAGUCCGCCCCCCGGGGGGGGCAUAUUUUUAAUUUCAUGAAGGGGGCAACUUUUUUGACCGACUGCAGAGUUUAUAUCAUUGAAUGGGGUGGCAAUAAUUUAAGCAUACCUAGGUUGGCACUUACCACCCUAGCUACAUCACUGGGUGACCAGAAUCACUUAUAACUCCACCCCCCAACAUAAAAUAAAUCAAUUUUAUUUGAGCAUAUGCUUUAGGUCUCUAGUAAGUUUUACCGCUUGAAUCUAAAAGCUCAACUUUAUAUAAAAAUUUAAAUGAAAAUUGAUAUAUUUUUUUAGUCAAGAAAAUCAUUUUAAUAUCUAACAUCUAGUAUUUUUUCCCCCCAUAAGGUGCCAACACUGUCAUUCUGAGUAGUAGGAGAGGUUCAACCCAUCUCCAAAUUUUUUUUUGGAUUAAUUCAAAAUCAAGGGGUGCAAUUUGGCUGACAAUCAGUGUUUCUUUUAGAAAAUUCUAUCCAGGGAGGAGACAUUUCAGGGGGGGGGGGGGGGGGGGGGGCAUCUAUCAGCGUGCAAAUUAGGCAUUUUGGCACCUGAAUUCAAAGUGUUUGUGGAGCAACUCAGGGUAUGCUUAGUUUCAACCCGUACAGUCUUAUUAAUGGUCGUGGGGGAGGGGGUAAAUCAGCAGUCAUGGUUUUGAGUCAUUCCCCUGAGAAUUUUUUAUAAAUUUAAAAUGUAGUGAUGCAUUUUGGUGCAUACCUAAAUUUAGUUUUGCAUCAUUCUACACUUAAUCUGAGAGAAACAGAAUUUUGGUGUCUCAUGACUUUGUGUUUAUACAGAUAUUAUGUGUUAAGUUGUUACUGAAUAGUAUUUUUUAUUGAUAUAUAUUUUUAAAAACGCAACUAUUUCAAUAAACACCUUCAUUAAUAAAUGAAUUUCAAAAAAAUCAAAUAUAUAAAAGCAAAAUACCUUUUUAAAUAUUUCCAAGUUAUAACCAGAUAAAAAUGAGAAAAAAUACUUUUUCGUAGAAAAUGCCUGAAUGACAACUUUAUACAUUUUUUAUAUAUGGCAAAAAUUAUAAUAAUAACUAUAUUUUUAAAGCAUGAUUACAUUAUGCAAUUAUGCAACCUUCUUUUAAAGCUGAUCUACAUAAAUUAUAUUCUAAAAAAAUAGAAAUUCAAAAUAUAGGCCUUUAUAGCAAUGGAAAUUAGUUUAAUGUGGUAUUUUUCAGGUUAUUGGCCACAUUUUUCCCCAUAAAGUAAGUUUUUAACUAAGUAUUUAGCAAAGAAAUGAAAAUAAUAAUGAUUAUAAAAUUAAUGGUAUAAAAAAUAUGUUGACAUCAUAUGUAGUGAGCAAAGAAAUUUUUCAUUGAUUCCACCAUUUCAAUCAUUUUGUUGAUAGGUUAAAGGUAUGUUUACAAGUCUUUUUAACAACCUGGUAUAAAAAUUACAGUUUCAUUGUUUUUUUUAAAUGUAAGCUUUAAUUUUUUAACACAUUUCUUCGGAGGUAGUAGCUGGUAGAUGAACACUGGUAGUAAACAAUAAUAAAUAAGAAAAUGCAGGUAUCAGUAAACAAUGAGAAGUAAAAUAGGGAGUUGCCUAAUUUGGAAAAUAAUACAGUAUUUAGAAUCAAAUACUGUACAGGUAUCUAAAUUUGCCCAAAAUAUGUUGGAUCAACAAAUAUAUUGAGCAUAGAGAUAUUUAAUUGGUUCCACUAAAUUUACGAAAAAAGUUAUAAAAAUGACAAUUAAGAAGUUUUUUUUAAAAUACAUUAUAUAUUCAUUUCAUUGUUUUACACAUUUUUCCUCUAGGGUAUGCUCAAAACAUUGAAAUAUUGACACUAUUGUUCAAAUUUCUUACACUCUGAUUAAUAAAAAAAGUAUGUAUUAAUUUGAAUUCUGAGCCACAGAUCCACUUUACUUUGAGCUUUACAACCUUGGAUGCACUUGCAUCAAACACACACUCAUAAAAUGUGAGGAAUAUUUAUAUGCGGGAUCAUGUGGGGACUUUUCCAUGUUGAAUUUAUUCUGUAUGCAUAGCAUUUCAUGGGGAGAUUUUACUUUUGGAAAAAAUCAUAUAAGGGCUUGGACUUUGUUCAUGUUGCGAUAAUUACAAUAUGACUUCCGGCUACAACAAGAUGGCGGUAUAAUAAUACACAAAAGGAAGGAAUCUCAGAGAUAGGCGCUUCAGUAAAGCAAGGGAGAUAGUUAAAAAUUAUUAGUGGAAAUUGGCUUCGGCGCAAGAAAAUUCGAACUUUUAAUUAACUUUUAUUUAUUUGCGGUUUCAUUCAGGAUCAGAAUUUUCGCUGUUAUCAACGUAUUUCUACUUCUAAAUACAAUUACAAUAUAGAUGUGUAAUCCAAUAUGAAUGUUCAUAUGAAUACUAACACUUGGCUGCAUGCCCCAACACAUACAGCUGCUGAUGAAUUUUGGAAUUCCAAUUUCGAUUUAAACAAUUAAUUAGGUUUGGUUAAAAUGGGAACACAUUUAAAUUUUUAGAACGCUGGAGAUAGUUUUUGUGUCACCCACAUGGCCGCCAUCUUGCUAAGCUGUCAGCAUGCAACAGCUGCCAUAUCCUGGACAAUGGCUUACAUUAGCUGGGUAAACCAGGUGUGGGUAGAUGAUGGGCCUCAAGCCCUCGGUGAUUUAGGUCUGCCUACCUAAUGCAUGCAAAGACUGGACGUCGGCAGAUCCUGCGGAAGAAACCAUUUAGGUUCAACGGAGGUGAAGGCGAUUACAGCAGCGCACCGUGGAGUGCGUAGAGCAAGAUGAGGCACGUAGAACAUCUUGAUCAUCCACUGCAUCCGUACCCAUUUCUGGUCGUCUUGACAUAGUCUUGCCACUGGACACGGUGGGUCCGGACGAGAGAGUGAGGUUGACGCUGCGCAACUCUUCCUCACUUUAAAAAAAGUCACCCGCGCAAGUCAUCAGUCAUCCAACUAUCAGCACCCUCUCUAUAUCUGUCGUCAUGGAUGAUGAAAUGAUUGGCAGACUCGCAAAAGCUAGUGCCCUAUUUGGCAGGCUCCGCAGCACUGUUUGGGACAGGAGAGGUAUCAGUCGAGAAACAAAGCUCAUGGUCUAUAGCGCAGCAGUCCUCCCGACACUGCUUUAUGGAUGUGAAACGUGGACUGUCUACCAGCAUCACGCCAAGAAACUGAAUCAUUUUCACACUACCUGCCUCAGGAAACUCCUCGACAUCAGGUGGCAAGACAAAGUCCCUGACACCUAGGUCCUCGCUAGAGCGAACCUACCUAGUAUCUUCACCACUCUGAUGCAGUCUCAGCUCCGUUGGAUGGGACACGUAGCCCGUAUGGCAGACCACUUGCUCCCGAAACAAAUAUUCUUUGGAGAACUCACGAUAGGCAAGCGCUCCCAAGGAGGCCAAAGAAAGCGUUACAAAGACUCACUGAAAGUGGCACUAAAGGCCUUCAGCAUAAACACUACUCAAUGGGUGCAGACAGCCCAGGACAGAGCCAGAUGGAGAGCUGCUGUCAAGAAGGGGGCUAAAUCCCAUGAAGCUAAGAGAAUAACCACAGCUGAGACACGCAGGCUUGUCCGAAAGAGCAACAUAAGGUCAUCGUCUGAAGCAACUAUUCCAUGCCCACGGUGUCAUAGAUUAUUCCGAGCAAGGAUCGGUCUAACAAGCCACCUCAGAGCUCACCGUAAUCCUAACCCCCCGCCCGCCCCUAACCGGAUGAUUCGAUGGUCCUUGUCGACUUCGACGGACGAACAACUAAAUUACAAUAUGUAUUAUAAGAGUCCCUGGAAAUGGAAAUAACACAAGUUAAUAUAUAAAAUGCUAACACUGUUUAAUGACCUUUUUUUUCUUACAAUGCUAAAAUACAAGAUUAACCCCAAACCACUUCUUCAGAAUUGGUGUUUACUUUAAAAUUUGGGGUGGGGAUGUUUGCAAUCACCUCAUAAGGGAAUCAAUUUCCUAUCUCAUAACUUGUUAUAAGUUAUAAGUUAUAGAGUCAACACUAAGUAAUCUCAUAUUUUAUUUUUAGCUUCAUAAAAACAUAAAAACUCAUCAAAUACAUAGACAGUAACCCUAAGCCUUAACAAGUGAAACAGGACUUAAGAGCAGCACAAUGUACACAUUUAUAUUGGUGCACAAAAGUUUAUGUCACACUUUGUGAGACUGCUUGAUAAUGUGUGUAUUCUAAUUCAUUUAAUUUAUUGUUAAACAAAUUUUUUUUUUUGAUUUUAGAUCAAAAUACAUCUUUAAAAAUGAAACGAGUACAACCUAAAUGGGAUCCGCCUUCUGGAGAAGGCAAGCCAAAAUUAAGUCUUUACAAUAGUUUGACUAGACAUAAGGUAAGAGGCAAGACAUUUCAUCCAUUUGUCAGCAUUAUAUAAAAAAGUGUGUAAAUUAUGAUCAGUAAAAUAAUUAUAUAUAUUAUGCUAACAAAAUAACCAUUGCAUAGUUUAAUUGAUUUACUACUCAAAUCUAUUUUUCUUUUGAUGCAGUGUUGGAAGUGCUCAUGUGCUAUUUAUAUUAUGACAACACCUCUACUUAGAUUUGUCUAAUAUUUGUUUGCAUAAAUAAAUAUUUUUUCCCCCCAUUUUCUCUUUAAAAAUUCCACAUAAAUCAAUGCUCUAUAGAAUCUUAAAAAUUGAAUUUUUCUGGAAAUCAUGAUGAACUUUCUUUUUUCAAAGGAAGUAUUUGUACCACAGUCUGGAAAUACAGUGACAUGGUAUAACUGUGGUCCCACCGUGUAUGAUGCCUCACACAUGGGCCAUGCCAGGUUUACCUUAACUUAUUUAUUUAUAAAUAUUAGAUGAGUGUUUCUCAAAAAGUAGAACAUUAAAAAAAAAAUUAAAGUAAUUAUAUUCAAACUUUGAAAACUAUUUUGAAGUUGAAGCGAAGUUAAUUUAGUAUCAGUAUUAUCAAAGAUUGAAUAUAAUUUAAAAAAUUACAAAAAAAUGGAAGACAAACAUUUGAGAAAUGUCAUCAAAUUCAUUUGACUGAAUAGCUAAAAAGAAACAUGAAAAAUAUUUUAUAUCUUUCUAUAAUGGAACGGUUAUACUUUUCAUUUUACUUAGACUGACUAAAAAAAUUCUUAUUCUGAAUUUUUCAUUGAAAUAUUUUAAUAGGACAUAAACAUUUACAUGUAGAUUUUAAAUGAAGCUUGUAGAUUUUAAAAGUCUUAUCUUAUCAGAUUAUUUUUCUUUUUUAAAAACUGUCAGCCAACCUCAGUUUAAAAUAAAUUUAACUGCCCUGCAAUCUUAACAUGAAAAUGCAGCAUGUUAUGACUUUCAAUUAGUAUCGUAUAAAUUCAGUUUGUUGUUAUAAAGGUAUCCUUAUCUUCAGGUCAUACAUCUCAUUUGACAUACUGAGACGAGUUCUCAAGGACUACUUCAAGUAUGACAUCUUCUAUUGCAUGAACAUAACAGAUGUUGAUGAUAAGGUUGGUGAGCUGAGGGGUAGCAUUGUCUCUAUUUUGAGGCACAGUAUUAAUGUGCUUAAACUAAUAGUGAUAUAUAUAAAAAAAAAAAAGUGCCUUUUUUCUAAUUUUAAAAAAAUUGUUUGGUGUUUGAUAUUGCUUUCAUUCUUUAGGUCUGCCACAGUGUUUUUGUAGCUUCUUUUAGAAAGUCCUAUUUUAGAAACAACACCAGACAAAACUAUUAGUGAAAAACCAUUUCAUGCUAUCAUUUUUAUAAAAAUUCAAUAGAUUAUUGUAAGUCAAUGCCAAACAGGCUUAUCCGCUAGUUCGUUAGAUAAUCAAUUAUCCGAAGACAGACAGAUUUCAUUUUUAGUUGAAAUAGAGACAGAUUCUUUUUAAAGACUUCAAUCUACUCACAUUUUCAUCUUGUAAGUUUGUUCAUCAUAAUUUUUUGUUUACACCCGGGAUACUCUCUUUCUUUUGGUUCAUCGUCUGUCUUGUGCUGACCUGAGUUACCGCUUCAGUGUGCUGGGUCUAGCAGACCUGUUUACCCUCAAACUCUUAAAAGCGUAUAAUAUCAUCACAAAAGCGUUCAAUACGUUAUAGUUAUAGUAAAAAAAUAAACAGUAUAUACAACCUAUACACCUAAAAAUCGUACAUUGUACGCCAAAAUCGUAAGAGUAAACAGGUCUGGUCUAGGAAAAAGAGGGGGGGGGGGGGGGGGGGAAUAGAGUGUUAAGUGAUAGGGAAAUUAGAAAAGGUGUUAGAAAACAAUAACCCCACCCCUUGGCGUGCAAUAACCAUGGGUCCUUAUUGUAGGAUUUUGGGAUGGGACAGGGUAAGGUGUUGGGGCAAGAUAUUUUGGCAAUUAGACUCUGAUCAACGGACAGCAAGCAGACAUUAAAUUCUACUUUUUAGUUUUAUGCCAGAGUAAAAGCUGUCACAAUACUCUGGAUUUUGUAAGCAUUUUUCAUUUUUUUUAAAAAGCUGCUUUUGUUGAUAAUUCACAGAUUAACGUUUUCAAAAUAAGAAAUAGAAAAUAAAAAAUAUUUGAAAAAAUUGUUAAAAAUGACUUUUUUUUUUUAAAGGACAAUUUUAAACACACAAAAAAGGUAGAAAAUAAUUUACUUAAAAUUUCUUAAAAAUUCAUUACGUUAAGAAAGUCUGUGGAGAAAAUAUUUUCAAAAGUUAGAGAAAAAAAACUAUUUAAAUCUCCUCUUCAUUUAAUUGGAAUCCUUUGGCUUUAUAGAGUGUCUUACUACUUUUCUGCACAUAAUUUAUGUGUGUAAUGAAUUUUAAGAAAACUAUUUUCUAAUUUUUAGUGCUUUCAAAAUAAUUUUUAAAAGAAAUACUUUUUUUUUUUUAAAUGUUAAAAUAUUUUUUUAUUGCUAUAUGUACCCAGACUUUCAGGCUAUAUUUUAUACUUUAAACUAGAGGCUCUCAAGCUGUUUGAAAAGGUCACAAGCAACCCUCAAAAGGCUCAGAGUCAUUUAUAGUCUUAUAGAAAAUGCAAUUUAUAUUAUUUGUAAUUUCUUUAUGGAAUCAUUUUGUACCUUUUAUUCAAAGUGGUUGGAGUCUCGAUUAAAGUUUUUGGUGCACACAUUUUUACUUAUUCUUAAUUAAAAAUCUAUAAAAAAAGCUUAAUAAUAUGUCUUAAGAUACUCAGGAACAGUAUAAUUCUUGUAACAUUUCAGAUCAUCGUUAGAGCUCGUCAGAACUACUUGAUGCAGCAGUACAUAGACAGUAACCCUAGGCCAGAACAAGUGAAACAGGAUGUCAGAGCAGCUUUAGAGGUAAUAAAUUGAGAAUACAGAAAUGUGUAUGUAAAAAAAAUCAAUACAAAUUAUUUGUAUUUCAGGUAAAAAUAUUUUAAAGCUAAUGUAAAUUAUAAUAAUAAUUCCAACUUCCUCCGCCGCAGAUGCGCCUAUUCUUUCUGUCCCCAAGACUCGCACAAAAACAUAUGGUGAAUGAUCAUUCUCUUUCUUGCCCCCAAACAAUGGAAUUCUCUUCCACUACACAUUCGCAAUAUACCGACCAUCACAUCUCAGCCUUCAAAACUGCACUCUAAACACAUCUCUUUAACCUUAACUAUCCUGACUGAUUUCCCCUCCCCCCCCCGAUCGAUAAAACGAUGCUGCUGGGUCGCCGUCUAUGGCUUGACAUGUAAAUAGUUCUUGAAUGUGUGGAGUGAAUAUACAUUUUUUUUGUUUUAUUUAAUUAAUGUAUGUUAAUUUUUAAGUUCUUGAUUAUGUUUUGUUAAAUUGUAUGUACAGCACGAUGAGCCCAGCCCUAGGCUGGGGUACCGCCCUGUAUAAAACCACCAAUAAUAAUAAAUACACAGCACACUGAUAAGUCGAGUUAAAUAAUACCAAAAGACAAAAUCAAAUCUGGUUUCUCCAUAUAUUAACCAUUGUGAUCCCCAUGUGAUGUUUGUACAACAAAGAAAGGACAAAGUUUACAUUUUGUCAUACCAUGUACUUCAAACCUUAAGUAAGAAGUUGCAUGUGCAUUAUAAUUUGCCAGGCUCAAAUCUCAUCGAUGCAUAUAAUUCUUUAGGGAUGACAGAAAGUAUGGUGGAAUGGUGAGUUCAGUAGCAUGCAAACUAAAAUUCCCAUAUAUCUGAGCUAAAUGAGGUUCUAAAAAAUACAGCAAGUGCACUUGGUGCGUAAUAUUUUUUUGUUUCACAUAAAGUCUCAAUUUAAAUAUGAAGUAAUAAAUCUACGAUGUAAAAGGGUGUGGGGCAUUAGAGUAUUAGUUAAGGGAAGUAAAAAAAAGUAUGCGGUUGUAAACCUGGAGGGGUGGGGUCACCACUAAUAAGGAUUCUUAUGAAGUGCAUUACUAGAAGGUAUGUUUUUUCAAGUAACUUUAGCAGAUGAGAAGUUCAUCCAUUGCUGCUGCCUUUGACAUUGGCAGGCUACAACUAGUAUAUUAGUAAUUUCAUUGAAAGUUUCACAGGUUAAUGAAAUGCAAUGAGCGAAACAAAGUAUGAGAACACCUGAAAAAAGGAAACAACAAACAUGUCGACAAGAAACCUUCUUCAGCGAACAAACAGCAGUUAAAGCAAUAUAAAUACAAAUAAACUCUUAGCUGCAAUCUAGCCGCAGUCUACUAUCCUAGAGGACGGCAAGAGGAAUCUGACAGAACAUGAGUAAAUGAGAGAGCUAAUACAGCCAGUUGGGGACUGACCAGAGUAAGAUAAGUCCACUGCAAUUUUGGUCGUAACAAGGAGGGUGAACUUGGAAAAAAACCAGAUUCAGACUUUUGGGACCUUUGACACAACAUGGCAUGAAUGUCAUGUUCUCAUUCACUUGCUAAACCUUUUUAAUUUGAAUUUAAUUUGCUUACCCUUGAAAAUAUAAUUUUUCGGUGGGUCCGCCUGCGGAUAUGUAUUAAAAUUAAUUUUAUUUGUACGUUCAUAUCCCCAGAGUCUGAAGGCUAAGAUUGCCAAAGAGAUUGACCCAGACAAGCACAAUAUGUUGACAAAAAUGCAGCAGAAAGUGGAGGCGCUUGUGGACAGUGGAGAUGCUGGACAAAAUGUGAAUACUGUAAUAUAUAAAUUUUUUUAGAAGUGCCCUGUAUAUACUACUAACAACUAACAAGGCAUGGAGCUUGGUGCUUCUGCAUGUAUUGAUUUACCUAAAACUCCCUGAAGGUUUGUUAACCAUUGUUUCGGCUAGUCUUCAAGGCAUGGCAUACUUUAUAAUGAAGAGCAUUUUUACUAAUGCCUUAUAUAUUUUGAAUACUAGAUAGACAAGAUAUUGAGAUGUGUGCUUUCAAACUGUUGUAUAAAACUUAGCCAAAACACAUCCAUUUUUAUUUUUAAAAAUAUGAACAAUAAUGAGAUUUCGAAUGAAGGGUAAAGAAACCAAUAGGUUAGUGAUUUGUGCAAAACGAUAAAUUAUUUUGUAUCAGUCUUUAUAGAAAAAGUAGAUUAAAUCUCAGAAUGAUGUUUACUUUUAAAUAAAGGAUUUUAUACAGUAAACGAGUAUGAAUUAUGUACUCUAAUAUCUGCAUGGCAUGUCUAAGCAAGUCAUGGUCUGGUUUGAAAGUCAGCUGAUAUGUGUGAAAAAUCAUAAGGGACUAAAAUAACUUGUCUCAUAACAAAGAGGUUAUUUCUCUCCUCUCCCCCAAAAAUUACAUAAAAAUGAUUGCUGCUUGGAAUGAAACAAGUUUGUUUGUUUGAAUUUUUUAGAGGCUGAUAUAUAUUCUAUUGAUAAAUACUGUGGUACAAGCAAGAAUGUAAAUUCCGCUACUUAAUGAUAUAGGUACUCCAUCGAGUAUCUACUGCAAAGGGGUCAAGUGCAGAUACAAAACUGGUGAUAUAUUAAAAUGAAUCAGGGAAGAAUAGCUACAUUGUCAUUUCUAAAAAACAAAUUAAUUUUCAACUGGCACUCAUGACCUAAUAAAUAUCAUGUUAUUCUCAGCUGCUGUGAGGAACAGCUGGAUAAUGGGAGUCGCUUAGUCAAUUAUUUUGUCACGUGAUGUGAGUAAAAACGAGUAAGAUUUCCGGUAGGCUGUAUACAACACACUAGUGCUUGACAACAGUAGCCCGUUACACACUACAACUACACUACAUUUCGUCCAAUGAAAAUUAACAAUAAAAUAAACAAAGGGGAAUGACUCCUGCAUCAAUAUUGAAUAAAAACGCAAAUGACGUCAUGAGCACGCACGGAGCUCAACAACAUCCUGCCGAUAAUGGUAUUGAUAGUUCCCAUCGAAUAUCGCUCACAAAUUUUUCUUGAAAUAACUUUCUUCCUUUAAUCAUAACUGACGUAUAUUUAUUGUCACAUCUAUGGAUUUCAUUUAAAAAACGCAUGUAUUCCAGAAUAUUUCGAAAGGUAAAAUUUUUAAGUAACAUGACAUUGGGGAAGCACUGAUGAAGUAUCUUUUGUUGUGUGUAGCAGCCUAGUGAUGGCUUACGCAUGUAUUCCAGAAUAUUUCGAAAGGUAAAAUUUUUAAGUAACAUGACAUUGGGGAAGCACUGAUGAAGUAUCUUUUGUUGUGUGUAGCAGCCUAGUGAUGGCUUACUCACAUCACGUGACCAAAAAAGGAAGUGACUAAGCGACUCCCAUUAGUUUAAAAAAUCCUUAAAUUUAAGUGAUGUUUUUUUUCUCCAAAUUUUUUUAAUACAACAUUAAAAAAUUGGGUAAAAAAUGUAUAUGCCUUUUCUCUGUUACUCUUUAAAAAAAUUCCUUUAUACUUUAGUAGUUACAUUGCUAGUUAGUAUAACAAUUGGUUUUGUUAUAUUGCUGGUACAGAUUUCUCUUACCCGAAUCUGUCACAAGUCCUUUUUAUUUUGUUGUUAAGAAGUAUAUUUAUUUCUUUAACUUGUUUCAACAUUUUUUUUUACUUCUAGAUUUUAACAUAAUCAAAGCUUAUCUUUCUUAAUUUGCCAUACAAAUUUGCUUGAACAGGUCAGACUAGUAGAAAUUAGAGAUGUGUUGGCACCAUGGCUUGACAAGGAGAAGGGCUCCAAGGUAACAGAUAACAAAAUCUUUGCUGAUCUUCCAAGGCAUUGGGAAGAAGAAUUUCACAAAGACAUGGAAGCCUUAAAUGUAAGUGGCGAAGUAAAAUUUUUUUACCCCACAAAGUUAAAGCCUAAAAGCAUGCCGGAAUGUGUAUCUCUAUCAACUCUAUUAACAAAUCGCUUUAGUGUAAAAAGAUUUUUACAAAUUUCUUUUUUAUUAUAAUUUAACUGAUUUUGUUGGUCUGUUCACUCAGGUGCUGCCAGCUGAUGUUUUGACCCGUGUCAGCGAAUACAUCCCGGAAGUUGUAGAAUAUAUUAAAAAAAUUAUUGAAAAUGGUUAUGCGUAGGUGUCUUUUUUUACAGAAUUUUUCAUUAAGCUAGUUCACAAGUGGCUUAUGCAAAACACUACUCUGUGUCUUUUAACUACUCCUACAUCAUUAAGCAUUAAGUUAGAAUAGCCUAUUGACCUAAACAUAUUUCCUUUUUGUUCCUAUUAUUUUUAUUGUUAUCACUAAUAGCCUCAUUUAAUUAUAUAUGAUUUUCCUUAUUAAUGUGGUUUUUUAAAAUGUCCUCUUGUAAGUGUUUAAAACUGAACUUGUCAAAGUACAUUUUUAAAAAAAAUAAGGUAGUGGUAUUUUUAAAAAUCUUAGUUUAAAUUCUGUUUAUGCCAUUCUACAGCUAUCCCUCAAAUGGCUCCGUAUACUUUGACACAAAAGCUUUUGAUGCUGCUCCCAACCACUUUUAUGCUAAAAUGUUGCCUGAAGCUUUUGGCGACAAACGAGCACUUGCUGAGGGAGAGGGUAUUUACUUCUUAUGCUUUUUUUUUUUUUAAAUUUUUUUUAAAGUUAAUGUAAAAUAAUUAUUAUUCGGCAUAAUGUUUAAAUUAAACUUGAAAUUAAAUUUCUUUAAAGUUAAUUAUUAUUAGUUUUUGGAUCUUCAUAAAUAAAUUUUGUUAUAUUUUUAUUUUUAUAUUUUAUAAAUAUUUUUUUUCUUCAAUUUUCUCUGAAAUUUUCAAAAGGAAUUCUAACAAUCUGACAAGUUUUUAAUCCUGGUUUUCAUUCUCUUACUUUAUUUAUUGUUAAUUUAAGGUGAGCUGAGUUUGACUGAAGAGCAGCAAAGUGAAAAACAUAAUGUUACAGACUUUGCCUUGUGGAAAGCUUCCAAACUUGGAGAACCUUCUUGGGACUCCCCAUGGGGAAAGGUGAGGAUACAAACAUUUCUUUAACUUAAUGAAAUAGCUAAUAAUAGCUUUGAAAAUUCCUGAGAUAUCUUUGAUGCGGUAAUUUUUAAUAGUUCCUGCAAAUAUUUUAAUAAAAUUAAGAAAAUUUUAGAAGGUUGCACUACUGUAAAAUAAAGAAAAGUCAAAUUGGAACUUGAUUCCUGAACAGGUACCUAAUCAACCCAUCUUGCCUGAGAGUUUAAUUGAUUUCUGUUUUUGUUAACAGGGCCGCCCAGGAUGGCAUAUAGAAUGCUCUGUAAUGGCCAGUGAUAUAUUUGGAGAGUCCAUGGACAUCCACUCUGGUGGAUUUGAUCUAAAGUUUCCUCAUCAUGACAAUGAACUUGCUCAAGCUGAAGUAAGUAUGUUAUACCAUUUAAAAAUGUGUUUCCUUGUAUUUGUAUUGUACUUUGGUUCAUUCAUCUGAUUUUAAUCUUUUAAAGAACUUUAAAUAUUCACAUUUUAAAAAAUCUUCAAAGUCAACUCUAGCUAGUUAGCAUUUAAAACGUAUCCUUCUUAUUUUUUGUUUGAAAAAAUGUUUUUCAUGGGAUAUUUAUUUCUCAAGGCUUAUUAUGAAAACGACCAUUGGGUCCGAUACUUUGUCCACUCUGGCCACUUAACCAUUGACGGUUGCAAAAUGUCAAAGUCACUGAAAAACUUCAUUACCAUCAAGGAUGUCUUAAAAAAGUACACAUCCAGACAAUUGAGACUCAUGUACCUACUGCAUGCAUGGAAGGAUACAUUAGAUUACAGUGAGAAAACAAUGGAUGUUGCACUUGAGUAUGAGAGGACACUCAAUGUAAGUUAAAAACAAUCAAUAGCUCUGAAAAUUGUAAGAUUCUGAAUUUUCAAUGGGCUUUAUUUCCUGAAUUUGGAAUAGAUAAGGCAGCCUUCAUUUUCCAAAUUUUAUCAAUCCCCUCAUUUUUUAAAAUAAUAAAUUGAAUUGCAUACUCCCCUCAUAUGAUACAUGAAAUAACUUUAGGCUGAGUUAUUACAAUGGCCAUUGAUAACUUUCAAGUAUCGUCAUAAAAAUAAAGAAAGUUCAAAUAAUAGAAUGUGUUAAAGGUGUUAUAAGGUUAAGUUUGGGUAACUGAUGUGUGAUAACUUGCUUCCCUUCUUUUGAAGUCUAAAUCUAGUAAAAGAAUGAAAAGAUGAAAAGUUUAUUAUUUGUCUAAAUUUAAUUCUGUUGUGGACAGGAGUUUUUCCUAAAUGUUAAAGACAGUGUGAGAUCCAUUCCAUCCUUUGGAGUUGCUGCUUUUGCUAAAUGGACAGAAGAGGAGGUCAAACUCAAUGAAAAAUUUCAGAACAAAUGCAAGGGUGUUCACAUAUCUCUUUGUGGUAAAUAAUCUUCCUUUAGUCCAUAACGUUGACACAUUACACCACUUAGAGUUCACACUGAGGAUUUGUUUCAGGCAUAUCUCAGACAUUUAUCAAACUUAAAAAAGAACAGGUCAAUGACACAUAUUCCAUGUAGGUUUUCACACUGCCAAAUAAGUUAGGCUUCAGAUAUAAAUAAGACAAAAAAACAAAUUUGUAAUCCAUAUAUCUUUCCCAGACAAUGUUGAUACCAGGAGUGCCCUUGAACACAUUCGUGAACUUGUAUCUGCUGGAAAUUCUUAUAUGUCAGCAGCACGCACCAGCCACAGACAAGUCAACAGAAAGUUAUUGAUGAACAUUGGAGCUUACAUUACAGAUCUGCUUGAGGUACAUUCAGCAUUUCAUUUUUAAUAAAUACUUACGGCUAUGAAAUAAAAAUUGGUUGUUGAAGAUUUUUCAACUAAAAAAAAUACAAUUUAAGAUUAUUAUAGGGCUGAAAUGAAUUCUUUUAAAAUAAAAUGUGUAAUUGUAAUUUAAUGUUUUUUUAUUGUAGGUUUUUGGUGCUGUUCCUAAGGAGCAAAUUAUUGGCUUCCCUCAGGGUGGUUCACAGAAUGCAAAUGUGGGUAUUUUCUUUUAGGAGUAAUUCAAAUAUAAAUAUAAAUCAUAUUUUAUAUAAAACAAAAUUUUAAAGAAAUCUUUUUUUUAUUUUUAUUGAUUACAAGUGUUUCAUUGUAUAUAAACAGAUUACAUUUUAUUAAAAUUAUAUAAUUUUCAAAGAUGUUUAUCACAAAAUAUUUUUAAAAUCUACUAUAAAUCCAGGUUGAGGAAACAGUGAUGCCCUAUCUCUCAGCAUUUGCAGACUUCAGGGACAGUAUUAGGACACUUGCAAAGGAAACAAAGCGUAAGGCUCCCCUCACAUAAUAAUGGUUACAUAUGUUAAGCAAAGUCUAUUUUUAUUGAAACCAACAAUGAUCUUUGCUAGCACUAGAGCUUCAAAAAAAAUGAUUGUUGAUGCAAAUCUUUUAUCUUAAAAAUAAGAACAAAUAAAUACAAAAUCUAAAUAUUAAAAAAAAUUCAAGAUCAAAAGGUUUAGUAAUUGUAUUAUAGGAAUAAGGGGGAGAGACUGCAAUCAGGUUAGAAAAAAGGCAAUGAGGGAAACAAAGCAUUGGAAACCUGAAACAGAGGGACGCAACAAAACAACAAACGUGUCAGCGAACAAACAGCAGUAUGGAACCUUAUGGAACUUUGACACCACAUGACAUGAAUUUCAUGUUUUCAUCAACCUGUUAAACCUUUUCUCCUCCUCGUUACGACCAUUCGCAGUGGAAUUAGUUUUCCUCUCUUCUGUCCCUUUUUGCCUGUAUUUAAUCUCUCACCUUCUUAUGUUCUGUCACGUUCCUCUAGCUGUCCUCUCACCUACUUCUGUUCUGUCACAUUCCUCUUUCUGUGGUCUCACCUACUUAUGUUCUGUCUCAUGCCUCUUGCUAUUCUCUCAGAUACUGCAUUACAGCUAGGUGUUAUUUUUAUUUUAUUCUGAUUUUACUGUUGUUUCUUGUUCAUGUUCAUUGUUUUGUUGGGUCUUUUUGUUUCAGGGUUUUCCAUACUUUGUUUCGCUCAUUGCCUUUUUGAUUGUAUUUAUAUAUUCCUUGUAUUUUGUUCAAAUACAUUCAACAACAAAAGAUGAAAAGGUUAGUUGUAUUGUAUUAUCUUGUUUCCUGUUUCAAGAGAAAGACAUCUUGUUGGUAUGUGACAAAGUCCGAGAUGAUGUGUUACCAGACCUUGGUGUCAGGUUAGAAGAUCAUGAAGGGACACCAACUGUUAUUAAACUUGUUGACAAAGAACAGCUGUUGAAAGAGAAGGAAGAGAAAAAGAGGGUAGGUCAAAAACCUGUUUAAAGAUUAUAACACAGUCAUUUAUCUAUUAGGUACUGAUUUGAAAACAAGACCUGAAAUCAUUUUCAUUGCUAAACUUAUCUUUAUGUUGUUUAACAUAUUUACCUCUUGAGAGAAAUAAAAAAGAAAAAGGAUAAUAUAAAUCUUUUAAGUUUCAAUCACUUUAAAGUUUAUAGAAACAAAUUCAUUAUGUGUAAUACACAAAAAAAAUCACUUUUAAAAUGCCUGUUUUUAUUAAACAACAAUGUUGUAAAUUUAAACUUUACUUGAUCUAAUCAUUAAAAUCUUUUCUUUUUAAUGAAGCAAGAGGAAAAGAAAUUGCUAGAGAAGGAAAAGAAAAGGGCUGAAAUGGUAAUUAAAUUUAUUAUGUAAUUAAACUUUUCCAUGUUAUUUGAGAUAAAAUCAUAUAUAUUGGAUCACAGAUAAUGUGUUAAGCAUUAGAAACUGAAAAUAUGAUCCCAUUUAUAAUACAGGAAGCUAAAGAGGCCCAGAAAAGAAUUCCACCAUCAGAACUUUUUAAAGGUGAUACGGAUAAAUAUUCAAGAUUUGAUGACAAA